This is a messenger RNA of Quercus robur (English oak), 2724 nucleotides long. Its product is annotated as receptor-like protein EIX2. Bases 1 to 2724 code for a protein of 907 amino acids. The transcript has a single exon. Gene Ontology annotation, molecular function: protein binding. NCBI's taxonomy places the organism in Eukaryota, Viridiplantae, Streptophyta, Magnoliopsida, Fagales, Fagaceae. The record is from RefSeq and is a predicted model, not a curated record.
AUGGGUGCCCCUUUUACAACUCAUUUGCUUUUCUUAUUUUGCUUAUUUACAACAACCUUCAGUUUAAACUUCUUCAAAGUAGAAUCAAAUGUCUCUUGCCAUGCAAAAGAGAAACAAGCACUUCUAACCCUCAAACAAGGUCUCACUGAUCUUUCGGAAUUGAGCCCUCUCUCAUCUUGGUCUGACCAACAAGAUUGCUGUACGUGGGACGGAGUUCGAUGUGACAACAAAACUGGUCGAGUUAUAGAGCUAAUACUAAAUGGGAUAGCUGGUGAGAUCAGUCCUUCAUUGCUUGAAUUAAAGUUUUUGAAUCACUUGGACUUCAGUAUCAAUGACUUUAAUUGUUCCCGUAUUCCAAGUUUCCUAGGCUCAAUGGGCAAUCUGAGACAUCUUGACCUCAGCAAUGCUGCGUUUUGUGGACUCAUUCCUCAACAACUUGGGAACCUUUCAGGCCUUCACUAUCUAGAUCUUGGAGGUAAUUCAUAUCUUUAUUUAGAUAACCUUCGUUGGAUGUCUGGUCUCUCUUCCAUUCAAUACCUUAACCUGAACUCUGUCAACCUUCACAAAGAAGUUGAUUGGCUUCAAAUACUGAGUAAGCUCUCAUCUCUUUCUGAGCUAUACUUGUCAAGUUGUGGGCUUGAUAGCCUGAACCCAUCUCUUAGAUUUGUCAAUUUCACAUCUCUUCGAGUCCUUGAUCUUUCCCAAAAUCAUUUCUAUCAUGAGAUACCUAAUUGGUUCUCAAAUCUCAGUACGAGCCUCUUAAAGCUUUAUCUGAGUGAAAAUUCACUGAUAGGCAAUAUACCGCCUAGCAUUUUCAAUUUACAAAGAUUGGAUUAUCUUGAAGUCCAACUUAAUUCUUUAAGUGGAAAAUUUCCAGAGUCAUUAGGUCAGCUUAAGCAUCUAUCAUAUCUCAAUCUUGAAGGAAAUUCUUUAAGUGGUCCUAUUCCUUUGUCCCUUGGGAAUUUAUCUGAAAUGCAAAACUUAAAUCUCGCUAGAAAUAAGUUAAAUGGCACCAUUCCAAAGACUCUUGGGCUUCUCUCAAAUUUAGUGUCAUUAUCUAUAUCAUUUAAUCUCCUCACAGGCAGCCUAGAUGAAGUGCAUUUUGCCAAACUUUGGAAAUUGAAAAUCCUAGAUAUGUCUCAUACACUUUUGUUCUUUAAUGUGAAUUCCAAUUGGGUUCCUCCUUUUCAACUGGAACAAGUUGACAUGAGCUCCUGCAAGAUUGGUCCCAAAUUUCCUCCAUGGCUACAAACACAAAGAUCCCUCCAGUUCUUAGUUAUGCCCAUGUCAGGAAUUUCAGGCAACGCUCCGAGUUGGUUCUGGAAUUGGUCUUCAAACAUUAAUACGAUCGAUCUCUCUAAAAAUCAAAUAAAAGGGGAUGUACCAAACAUUUUGUUGAAUUCUGUUGUUUUAAAUCUAAGAUCUAAUUACUUCAAGGGGAGGUUGCCACGAUUGUCUACAAAUGUCAAAGUGCUUAAUAUAGCUAACAACUCAUUUUCUGGACCCAUUUCCACUUUCUUAUGCAAGAAGCUGAACAGAAAGAAUGAUUUAGAGGUUUUAGAUGCAUCAAACAAUCACUUUUGGGGAGAACUUUCUAAUUGCUGGAGGUACUGGCAAUCUUUGAUCCAUUUGAAUUUAGGGAGCAAUAGUCUAUCAGGUAAAAUUCCUUAUUCCAUGGGAUCUUUAGUUGAACUCAAAUCACUGCGUUUACAAAACAAUAGCAUCUCUGGGGAUUUUCCUUUAUCAUUGAAAAAGUGCUUAGAUUUGGGGCUUAUUGAUAUAGGUGAUAAUCAUUUGUCAGGGACCAUACCCCUUUGGAUUAAGGAAAUGACACAUCUUAUAAUUCUCCGUCUAAGAUCCAAUGGAUUCAAGGGAAAUAUACCCUUAAAAAUAUGCCAACUUUCUUCUCUAAGAGUAUUGGAUCUUGCAAAUAAUAGCCUAUCCGGACCCAUACCAAACUGCUUGAAAAAUAUUAGUGCCAUGGUUGUGCCUGAACCCAAUACUCAAGAUGCUUAUUUUGACUCUUUAGAGUACAACUUUGGCUAUAGCUCCUACAUUGCAAAUCUUAUGUUGGUUCCUAAAGGAAAUGAAUUAGAAUAUGAAGAGAACCUUAAAUUUGUUAGGAUCAUAGAUCUUUCAAGUAACAACUUGUCUGGGUCAAUUCCGAUUGAAAUUUCAUUUCUUUUUGAAUUACAUUUUUUGAAUUUGUCUCGAAAUCAUUUGAUGGGAAGCAUACCAAAAAACAUUGGGGGUAUGAAAGAGUUAGAGUCAAUUGAUCUCUCACGAAAUCAUAUAUCUGGUGAAAUUCCUCCAAGCUUGUCUAAUUUGACAUUUCUUAGUUACUUGGACUUCUCAUACAACAACUUAUCUGGUAGAAUUCCUUCAAGCACCCAACUUCAGUCUUUUGAUGCACUCAAUUAUAUUGGUAAUCCUCAACUUUGUGGUGAGCCUCUCCCAAAAAAUUGCACAAUAUAUGAAGAAGCUCAUAACAGAACAUCAAUGGGCAAAACCGAAGAUAACUCUCAAAAUUCUAGCUUCUUUAUGGGUAUGGGAGUUGGAUUCGCAGUUGGCUUUUGGACAGUUUGUGGAGGCCUCUUCUUUAAUAAGACCUGGAGACAUGCUUAUUUCAAAUUUCUCAAUGACAUAAAGGAUUGGUUUUAUGUGACUACAAUACUAAAGGUGAACUGGAUACUAGAAAAGCUAAGAAGCAGUCACCUUAUUUAG